UCAGACGGUGCUUUGGCAAUCUCUACUUAGUUGUCUUUUGACGCCAAGAACUGUCAAGCUGUUGCUGUGGACCAAUUCCGAAUGAAUCAGCCUCAGAGCGAUGAUUCCCCUAAAGUCUUCCUGCUGAAAUGCUCUACCAAUACUGCUUCGCUUACAGAUGAUCUUACUACGUUUUCGUAAAUCAUCUUGAAGGGCCAGAUUGAUGAUGUGAUCCAGAUCGCGGAGUGUUCUUCGAAGAUGUUUUGGUGAGACCUGAAUAGAUAAAUUGCGUAUUGAGAUUCUUCGCAACCAGUUGUACGAGUUGUUGUACAGUCAAAGAAUCCGCUCCAAACCAUAUACUCUUUUUACGGAGAGCCACUUUCUUCCUGCCCAGAUAGUGCACCCAUUCUGCAUGAUGUACCAAUGAAUUCACAAACAUUGACAUUAUAA
Haemonchus placei is the source of this 429-nucleotide messenger RNA. Lineage: Eukaryota; Metazoa; Nematoda; Chromadorea; Rhabditida; Trichostrongylidae. The record is from the annotation of a GenBank genome assembly.